Molecule: messenger RNA, 1872 nt
Organism: Pteronotus mesoamericanus
Lineage: Eukaryota; Metazoa; Chordata; Mammalia; Chiroptera; Mormoopidae
Gene: SLC25A45
Product: solute carrier family 25 member 45
Exons: 6
Coding region: 167-907 (246 amino acids)
Biological process (GO): transmembrane transport
Cellular component (GO): mitochondrion
Molecular function (GO): transmembrane transporter activity
Source: RefSeq, a predicted model, not a curated record
GAAGGCACAGGUGGCAGAGUGCCCCUGCUGUGUCCCAAGGCCACACUGCCCGACACCUGCCGAGAGGGGGAGCCAAGGAGCUCUGGGCUUGGUCCUGGGACACCCCUUUGACACUGUAAAGGUGCGGCUACAGACCCAGACCACAUACCGGGGCAUCAUCGAUUGCAUGGUCAAGACUUACCGCCAUGAGUCGAUCCUGGGCUUCUUCAAGGGGAUGAGCUUCCCCAUCGCCAGCAUAGCUGUGGUCAACUCGGUCCUGUUUGGGGUCUACAGCAAUGCCCUGCUGCUGCUCACAGCCACCUCCCACCAGGAGCGGCGGGUCCAGCCUCCAAGCUAUACGCACGUGUUCAUAGCCGGCUGCACCGGAGGUUUCCUGCAGGCCUACUGCUUGGCCCCUUUUGACCUCGUCAAAGUUCGGCUACAAAACCAGACAGAGCCGAGGGCACAGCCUGGGAGCCGCCCACCCCGGUACCGGGGGCCCGUGCACUGCGCGGCCUCCAUCUUUCAGGAGGAGGGGCCCUGGGGGCUGUUCCGGGGAGCCUGGGCUCUGACGCUGAGGGACACCCCCACCUUGGGGAUCUACUUUGUCACCUAUGAAUGGCUCUGUCGCCAAUCCACGCCAGAGGGCCAGAACCCCAGCUCGACCACAGUGCUGGUGGCAGGGGGCUUUGCAGGCAUUGCCUCCUGGGUUGCAGCCACCCCCCUGGACGUGAUCAAGUCCCGGAUGCAGAUGGACGGGCUGAGGCAGAGGGCGUACCGGGGGAUGCUGGACUGCAUGGUCACCAGCGCCCGGCAGGAAGGGCUGGGGGUCUUCUUCCGGGGGCUGACCAUCAACAGUGCGCGCGCCUUUCCUGUCAACGCCGUCACCUUCCUCAGCUACGAGUACACUCUCCAUUUGUGGGGAUGAGCCUGGCCAGGCACUGCCAGCGGCUGGCUCCCCAGUGGGACUGACCGGCACCCAGCUGCCCAGGAUGGAGGCCGGGUUGGAAGCACCAGGUGGGGAUUUGAAUGCAAGAGGCUCAACCUUCCUUGUCAAGGCACCUCCCAGCCCAGAAGACGCAGAUGCUGAUGGGGGAACAGCACUAGGGGGCAGGCCCCCUGCCCCCGGCUCUGGGCUCUGUCCAGAAUCCAAGGCUGGCCCCAGCCCCCCCCCCGUAGCGCUUGCCUCGAUUCCUUUGUAAACCGCCUAACCAGUGGUGCUGGUGACAUUCCGGCCCCCGUCCUGUGACUUUAGCCUGUAAGAGCUCUAGCCUCUACUCGCUGCCUGGGUGCUCACCAUCCCCUGGGCUCCAGAGGCAGCAUCCUCCUUCGCUUCCCCCGCCCCCGCCCCACACACACACCUCUCCCUGUCUGACUUGAGAGCAGCCUUUACAUCUCCUGGGCUUCAGAAUCCUUCAAUGACUCCCAUCGCACUCAGGGAAAAGCCCAAACACCCCCGCCCCCGCUUCCCCACCGACCAGGCAUCCCCCUGCCCAUGAGCUCUCCUGCUGGUGGAGAACAAGCCAUGCCUGCUCCUGCCUUAGCCUACGCUCCAUCCCCUGGCCCUUACUGAGGGGUCCCCCCACCAUCCCCUGGGCUGGGCCCGCUCCCAGACCCUGGCUGAGCACUGUCCCCUCCGCCUACCCCAGCCUGAUCCCCUGCUCACCUGGAUCGUGGUCCUCAUCCUUGUCAUGGUGGCUGCUUGACUUCUCUGCUCCCCCAUUAAACUGCGAGCUCCUUGAGGUCUGUGGUCGCACAUCUGCUCAUUUCCCGGCUCAGAGCCUGGUGCUCGAAGCAGCCCGGUAAAUGCCUGUUGAAUGAGGUGGCGUUGCACUCCCGGCCUCUCUCCCGACUCCAGCCACCCCACCUGCUUCCUUGGUGCAGACCCUUCCC